Messenger RNA from Chiloscyllium plagiosum (whitespotted bambooshark), 1588 nucleotides. RefSeq names its product Ig heavy chain Mem5-like. Lineage: Eukaryota; Metazoa; Chordata; Chondrichthyes; Orectolobiformes; Hemiscylliidae. The record is from RefSeq and is a predicted model, not a curated record.
AACCAAAAGCGUUCAUUUGCACUGUGUUCUAGUUUCCAUGCAGCUAUUUUUUAAAUGCAGCAAAUAAUCUCCACAGCAGUGCACUUCACAAGUUGGUGUCUCCUGAUCGAUAUUCACGAAAGCAAAGAGUUAUUGUGAAACUGACAACAACAACCUCAGCAUCUAAAAAUGAACGUUUUCACUCGAUGUGCACUGUUCCAUCUUUUGCCAGUUAUUGUCUCUGAGACAGUCUUCCUGCAGACCCCACCAAUCCAGAGUGUUUCUGUUGGAAGUACUAUUAAACUGCAUUGCCACACGGGUUGGUUUGCAAGUGGAGCUGUUCUGUGGUACAAACGCCAUCAGCGAGAAUAUCUACAACUUGUUUAUAUUGUGAGGAAAGACUUCCCCCAAAAGCAACGAUUUUCGGGUGAAAUUAACAAAGAUGCAUCUAUUUAUUCUCUUGUGAUUGAAGAUGUUCAAAGGCAUGACUCUGGUCAGUAUUACUGCGCAGCUCGGAAAUCCUAUGGAACGGCUUUCAUUUUUGGAAAUGGCUCGACAUUGCACAUCGCGGCAGGUCCCUCAAAUAUAUUGAUGUUAUACCCAUCACGGAAUGAAUUUUUUCAGAUGGACGUUGUCCCAUUGAUUUGUUUAGUUAAAAAUGUCAAAUCCAAAACGCUCACCAUCCAUUGGAAUGCUUCCACAUGGAACUCUGUGGGUUCGAUGGUUACUGAGGCAAUAGACUCUGACGGGGCAUACAGCAUCAUCAGCCACAUAAGAGUGCCGACGGAAGCUUGGAACCAUGAUCCUGUCUGCAGUUGCUCAGCUGAAAUCAACUCAAAAGAAAUUCUCAUCUCUGAAUGUGUUUCACAAAAGAAAGAGGCUCCGCAUAGCAUUUGCCUUUUAAAUCUUUAUGGGAGUGCAUUAGCGAUUAUUUUCCUCCUUGCUAUAUUGACUAUUAUCACGGGAUGGAGAUACAGGAAUCGCCAUUCAGGAAACUGGAAAACUGCUGUGCUGAGACAAACACAAGAGACUGUCUAUGCUGAUUUGGCUUUUACAGCGGAUCCGACAUUCUAAUGGAAAAAAAGAAGGAAGUAUUUGUAUGCAUAUUUAAAUGAAAAAAGACUUUUACUAAACCCAUGCCAAAAUUCAUGUAUUUGUUCCAUAGCCCUGUAUCAUACUUUUAUUCAACAUGUCGUCCAAUUAAUUUUUAUGUGUGAUUUUAUUUUCUGUCACGAUAAGCGUGUCAAGAAUUGAGCUCCAAGUCUUUACCACGAUCACAUGAUAUGCUUUACUUUUGCACCGUCCAAAGCAUUCUAUCUAUUCCGAAGUUUGUGCUUACUGUCUCGACCCUUCUGGCAUUUUAAAUACUUUGAUCAAACUGAGAACAUCACAACACAGUAUAAUGGCAUGCAUGCCAAUUAGCUAGCUACUCACCUUCGAUUCUCUCAAGGCGUACAAGCACAUAAAAUGUUUCUUCAUGCAAUAACUAUUUUCGUCUUCCUACCUGCAAAUACGGAAGGUUCCUCUGCUCCACACCAAGGCCAAUCGACUUCAUUUUUUUGUAAAAGCUCAUCUGACCUUGAAUCCACUUCCUUUCUUCAUACCAAUG